CGAGCACCGCCAACUCCGUUUUCCCGGAGGGAUGACGAGCAUUCCGUGUCAUCAUAGAGUAUAGAAGACAUCCCACUCCUAUAAAUAUGUGUUGAGAUCCCAUCCAAAAAUCCAUCUCAUCCCAACAUAACACAACCAUCCAAACAUCCAAUCCUAUCUUAAAUCAUUUCAAACCCCUGCAAACCCAGCACCACCCCAACCAAUCAACAACCAAAAUGUCCCUCCCCCGCCGCGCCCUCAUCGCCAUAACCUCCGCCCAGGCGACCCUCUUCUCAGGCAAAGAAACCACCGGCCUCUUCAUCACCGAAGCCCUGCACCCAUACCUCGUCCUCACCGCCGCAGGCUUCACCGUCGACCUAGCCUCCGAAACAGGCACCUACACCCCCGACUGGCUCUCCCAGCAACCCGAUUUCCUGAACGGUGAAGACCUCGAAAUCUGGAACAAUCCCAACAGUGACUUCCGCAGAAAGCUCGACAACAUGACUAAAGCCUCUGAGCUAGAUCCCUCCCAGUACGGAGUCUUCUAUGCCUCUGCCGGCCACGCAGCUUUGAUUGAUUAUCCAACCGCCACUGGUCUGCAGAACAUCGCCGCCCAGGUCUGGGCUAACGGGGGCGUUGUGGCGUCUGUGUGUCAUGGGCCGGCCAUUUUCGCUAAUGUACUGGAUCUGGAGACGAAUGAGCCGGUGAUUAAGGGGAGGAAGAUUACGGGGUUUACGACCGAGGCGGAACAUACCAUGGGGAUUGCGGGAGAGUUGGAGGGGUGGAAGGCGGAGUUGGUGGAGGAGUUGGCGGGGAGGUUGGGGGCGGAGUAUGUGAGAGCCCCUGGUAUCUGGGAUGAUUAUCAUGUUGUUGAUGGGCGGUUGGUAACGGGACAGAAUCCGGCGAGUGCGAGUUCGACGGCCAGAGCGGUGGUGGAGGUUUUUGAGAAAUUGUAAUCAUUUUUUGUUCUAUCAUCAUCAGUUUGUCAAUCGAUGUCUCAAUCAGCUGUUUAAUAUGGUCUGAUGCAAGAAUCAAAUAUGCUAUCUGAC
Messenger RNA from Aspergillus sclerotioniger CBS 115572, 1028 nucleotides. RefSeq names its product class I glutamine amidotransferase-like protein. The transcript is spliced from 2 exons. The record is from RefSeq and is a predicted model, not a curated record. Bases 216 to 935 code for a protein of 239 amino acids. NCBI's taxonomy places the organism in Eukaryota, Fungi, Ascomycota, Eurotiomycetes, Eurotiales, Aspergillaceae. Gene Ontology annotation, molecular function: glyoxalase III activity.